AUGCCUCCACACACAACCACAGAUUCCCAACCUACUUUCACGGAUACCCUAUCGCAGCAGCCUAUUCCUUCCAAAACUCAAUCAGCUCUCUAUCAAAUAUUUGAAAGAAACCGACUAGAAAUGACAAUCAAAGAUAUAAAUCUUGAUUUUGUUGAUCAAGUUGAAGUCAAAACAAGUGAACAAACAGCAAAACUGGAAUAUACAGCUGGAGUGAGUGUGAUCGUCAAGCUAGUCUAUGAUAAGUACAAUUCUCAUGAGCAAUUAGGGUAUGGAAUUUCAAAGGGUGACAGUCGUCCAAAGGCUGUUUUACAAGCAAAACAAUUGGCUAUUGACGAUGCAUCCAAUAGAUGCGCCAAAAUGUUUGGCGAUAUUCAGAGAUGGCAUCCUUAUUUGAUGGCUAAACGAAAGUCGAAUACUUCCUCAAUUAAUUAUUAA
Messenger RNA from Naegleria gruberi, 435 nucleotides. RefSeq lists its product as uncharacterized. The record is from RefSeq and is a predicted model, not a curated record. The transcript has a single exon. Bases 1 to 435 code for a protein of 144 amino acids. Lineage: Eukaryota; Heterolobosea; Eutetramitea; Acrasida; Naegleriidae.